This is a messenger RNA of Macrobrachium nipponense, 4221 nucleotides long. It is a transcript of the gene lt, whose product is annotated as vacuolar protein sorting-associated protein 41 homolog. The coding region runs from base 54 to 2633 and encodes 859 amino acids. Gene Ontology annotation, cellular component: HOPS complex; late endosome. Gene Ontology annotation, molecular function: protein binding. Lineage: Eukaryota; Metazoa; Arthropoda; Malacostraca; Decapoda; Palaemonidae. The record is from RefSeq and is a predicted model, not a curated record. The transcript has 19 exons. Gene Ontology annotation, biological process: macroautophagy; intracellular protein transport; cellular response to starvation.
UUUCAGGAUACCAAAAAACGGCAUAGUAUACCAAUUUUUGGAGCAGACCAAAUAUGGCAACUGCAGCUCCAGAAUCUGACAACAAAGAGAAAAGCCCUCAUGCUGAAGAGGAAGAGGAAUCGGAAGAGGACUCCGAGGAAGAGGAGGAACCCAAGCUCAAAUAUGAAAGGAUAUCUGGUGACCUGCGAGAAAUUCUGAAGAGAGAUGGAGCAUCUUGCAUUGCUGCCAACUCCAAGCUGAUGAUCAUCGGUACCAACUGGGGGCGAAUUCAUGUCCUCGAUCAUCAAGGAAAUAAGGUCAAAGGAUUCCAUCCCCACUCGGGUCCAGUGACCAUGAUCGACAUGGAUGACAAUGGAGACUACGUAGCAUCCUGUUCCCAUGAUCGAAAGGUUGUAGUGCAGGGUCUGUACACUCUUGAAAAUUCUCACAACCUGACUAUGGAAUCACCUGUCCGUAGUGUUGCUCUGGAUCCCAACUACCACAAACCACGUUCGGGACGUCGUUUUGUCGUUGGUACCAAUAAGGUGACACUGUAUGAGAAGGUAAUGUUUGGCCAGCUGAAACCAACUGUGCUCAGUGAGGGAAGUGGCCCUGCUCGUGCUAUGAAGUGGUGUGGGCAGUUUUUAGCCUGGGCAACUGACUCUGGGGUGCGUGUAAUGGAAAUGAACACGAGAACGGUCAUCACUCUGAUCAAGCGAGAUCAUAGUUUAGCUCUGCCAUGCGAUCAGUACCCACCACAUCUUUGCUGGCCUGAUUCCCGAACGCUGAUUGUGGGAUGGGGAGACUCUGUGAAGGUGUGUCGUGUGAGAGAGCGAGCGAGUCCUUUGUCGAAAGUCUCCCCUGGGUUGGUGGAUCUCCCACCGUAUUACCUAGAGAUUGUGUACAUGUUUACAACUGAUUUUUAUGUCUGCGGGAUCGGGCCUCUGGAUGAACAUGUGGUAGUUUUGGCCUACAACAAGCAAACAGAUCUCUCGUUAGCAAGCUUGGGAGUGGACUCUCGAAGGCCUCAGAUGAGAGUCUUGGAGCCGCUUCAGGGAACUUUCGAAGAGAUUUCAAAGGAUGUUCUUGGAAUCAGGUGCUAUCAGGAAUAUAAACCUGCCAACUAUCAUUUAGUAAGUCUAGUGGAAGACAGGCAAUUCUACAUUGUUUGCCCACAAGAUGUUGUUGUUGCAAAGCCACGGAGCUCAGACGACCGUAUCGAGUGGCUCUUGGAGCAUGAGAAAUUUGCUGAUGCCCUGGAAUUGGUGGAGACGUCUCGAGAAGUGCAUCGCUACAACGUCCUGACCAUAGGCCGCACGUAUUUGGAUCACCUGAUGGCCCAAGGAAGUUACCAUGAAGCUGCCAAAUUAUGCACCAGAAUAUUAGGUUCUGACAAGGCAUUAUGGGAAGAGGUGGUAGUUCGGUUUAAUCGUGUACGACAGCUGCGCGUGCUUAGCCCUCACCUGCCUCUUGGCCAGGGCGUGAACCUAGACCCUGUGGUGUAUCAGACUGUACUCUUAGACUUGCUUCAAACAGACCAUGGGGGCUUUCUUCAAGUGGUGCAAGACUGGCCUGGCCAUCUCUACAACGUGUCGUUUGUGAUCAAUGCAGUUCUGGAAACGCUCGCUCGAAACACAAAUAACCUUGUUCUGCUUCAGGCGUUGGCGCAUUUGUACUCCAACAUCGACAAGCAUGACAAAGCAUUAGCCAUUUACCUCAAAUUGAAGCACAAGGAUGUGUUCCACUUGAUAGGCCGUCACAACUUGUAUGGCUGUGUGUCAAAACAUGUGAUGGAGCUCAUGUCCUUAGAUAUUAAUUCAACGCUGGACAUCUGCAUUCAGCAUGUUGAUAUCAUUGAGCCCAAGAAUGUUGUUCGGGCUCUGGGUAGCAACCAGUUCUUCUUGUAUAAGUAUUUAGAUGCCUUGUAUGAACAGAAGCGGGAGGAAAGUCAGCCUUUCCAUGGUCAGUUGCUCGCCUUAUAUGCCUGGGGGGAUCGUAGCAAACUGUUGCCAAUGUUGCUGACUUCAGGAGCGUAUGACCUCAGUCACGCACUGGAAGUUUGCCAGUCUCGUUGCCUCACAGCUGAAACUAUUCAUCUCUUGAGUCGGAUGGGUAACAGUGUGGAAUCGCUGAGGCUCAUAUUGGAAGAGGAACAAGAUAUUAAUUGGGCCAUAAGACUUUGCAAAGAACACGACGAUGCUGAUUUGUGGAAUCGCCUCAUUGAGCAUUCCUUAGACAAGCCUGAAUACAUUCGAGAGCUUUUGAACAACAUUGGAACGCACAUUGAUCCCAUCAUGAUCAUCAGACGGAUACCCAACGGUUUGGAAAUUCCGGGACUCAGAGACGCCCUGGUUAGGAUUCUACACGAUUAUGAUCUCCAGAUACAACUAAGAACUGGAUGUCAGACUAUUUUAGCAGAGGACGGCAGUAACCUCCUCGCUAAGCAGGUCUCGAUACAGAACGCUGCUCUACCUGUAUACGGCGACACUGUGUGCGCUGCCUGUAACAAGAAGGUUUUGUCGAGUGGUAACAGCACUUUAGCCCUGUUCGGAUGCCGCCAUGUAUACCAUGAAGCUUGCUUAUCAGAAGGUGAUUUGCAGGAUGUGUGCCUAGUGUGCAGAAAAGACAAGAAGAAACUUUUCCUCAAUGCUUGAGUGUAUGGUUAAUCCUAUGCGUGAUUGACUGAAUUUUGUAUUUCAGUAGUUUAAAGAAUAAGCUCUGGAAAAUGUUAUGUACAUAGAAGCAGUUGUUGAUUACAGUUUGCUAUGUGAACAUAAACUGUGUAAGAAUAAACAUUUGCAGUGGUGAUUUUGAUAAUCAUAAAGGAGUUUAACCAGUCUACUGGAGUCACCAAUCUCGUCUUCAUGGAAUGAACUCUGAAAAUCGUUCAAGAGUAUCAUAAAUAGAGUGAAGUGGAAAUUGGAGAAAGACGAAGUUGGACAGUAAUGUUGGAAGGCUAAGAAGAGGAGAUUAAUGACAGAAGCCAGAGGUGGAAAGUAAUGUAGCCAAGACCUUGAAGGACACUACAGAGCACCUCUAGUUCCUCCAAUAUUGUACUGACUGAAGCAUAGUAGCGUGCAGUAACCUUAUGGGAAUCACAUUGUUGAGAAGAGCCUUUAGUUUCCGUUUGAUUUGUUGGCAAUGUAUAGUCUUAUACUUUACAGUAAAUUGAACUUUCAGGAAGAUGACCAAGAUUAUAUGCAGUUGAUACAGUUGAAGAUUUUUGACAAGUCUAGCCAAAAGUUCCCCAUCGAUUGUUUAAGAGUAUAACAUAGGCUGUUGGUCUUGAAGACUACGUACUUUUGAUAGAGAAGAUUCAUUCCAUUAUUCCUCACUUUAUCAGUCUUUGUAAAACCGCCAGUUUUAUUUAUUAUUUAUAUUAGUAAUUAAGUCUUUAUAACUGCAUUUCAAGGCUUGUCUCACCUGAAGGGUUUGUUUAAAAAAAGGACUGAGUUAGUUUUCAGGUGGACAGCUAAGCAGGAAGGUAUCAUUGAGGACUGUUGAAAGAGAAAAUUGUUUACCUGUGGAGUUGGUAGUUUAAUCACACAAAAAACUAACAGCAUGAUUAUAUAGAAAAUACCUACUGGUUUUUUCUUUCAUAGAUAACUGUAGAAAUCAAGAUUUAAUGAGUUACUCCUAUGUGCCAUGCUGAGAACUCUUGUAAGAUUAUGUUUUUAAAGUCAAGGCAGGAAUGACCAGACUGUCACUCACAACCCACAGGUAAGGUCCUUUCAUUAGUAGAUGUACAGUAGCUUUUUUUUCUUUGUAAAUAUUCCUGUCAUCUGUAGAUUUUCUCUUUAUAGUUAGCUGUAAAUACUAGUUAUUUUUCCUUAAUUUGGAUUAUAUACUUGCCAAAAUAGCAGUCAAACAAAUAUGCUGUACUUAAUUCCUUAAUUUUCAUCUUAAAACUAGGUAAUUGUAAAAAGGGAACCUGUAUUAAUUUUUAAGAAAACAUUUAAAUCAUUUGAAAGCUGUUUUGUCCUUUUUGGAUGUAAAGAAGCAUCUUGCUAAGAAAAAAAAAGAGAGAGACACACCCCCCUUGAUAUUAGAUUUUAAAUGAAAACACAUUAUGGAACUCAUCAUUACACUGUUUAUUGGAAUGCAUUUUGCCUUAUAUAAGAGCUUUAUUUUAACAGUUUAAAGUAAAAUGUAUAAAAUUAAUUUAAAAGAAUGUGUGUAAGUAAAGAUAUACUUGUGAAACAUGAUAAAUAAUAUACAUUUUAUAUUACUGAUAUUUCUUCA